This is a messenger RNA of Nymphaea colorata (pocket water lily), 1936 nucleotides long. Its product is annotated as GDSL esterase/lipase At1g74460. NCBI's taxonomy places the organism in Eukaryota, Viridiplantae, Streptophyta, Magnoliopsida, Nymphaeales, Nymphaeaceae. Bases 221 to 1456 code for a protein of 411 amino acids. Gene Ontology annotation, molecular function: hydrolase activity, acting on ester bonds. The transcript has 5 exons. The record is from RefSeq and is a predicted model, not a curated record.
UGAAACCAUCAUAACAGUGACUGACUUUGAUAGGUUUAAGCAGGCUCAAAUUUUCAAGGUUGGUGGCUCUCUCUACCCCCCUCUCUCUCUCUUCUUUCAGUCUUUUCAGAUUGUUUAUAAGAUCUCUCCGCACUCGAGUUUCACUGGCCUGCUCCUCCUUCCAUUUUGGGACUUUUAUGAGUCCCAAAGUGGGGAACUUGCGUAUGUAACUCGGAAGUUGAUGAAGAAGAAGAUGAUGGUGAUGAAGACGAUGGUACUCAUCGUGAUGCUGAUGAUGGUUGCCCUUGCGGGCAUGGGAGCUGACAGUGCUCCGGUUCAGUUCAUCUUUGGGGACUCCUUAUCCGACGUUGGGAACAACAACUACCUCACAAAGGGCAUUGCUAGGGCCGCUUUGCCUUGGUACGGGAUCGACAUUGGCAUGGGUCUCCCCAAUGGCAGGUUCACAAAUGGGCGUACAAUUGCAGACAUAAUAGGCGAUUACAUGGGAUAUCCGAGACCUAUAGCAUUUAUGGACCAAUCUUUGGAUGUGGAUGCGAUACUAAAAAAUGGAGUCAAUUAUGCUUCUGGUGGAGGGGGGAUCCUCAAUGAUACAGGCCAAUUAUUCGUGCAAAGAUUUUGCUUUUACAAGCAGAUUGAUCUCUUCCAAGGGACACAAAAGCUGGUCAAAGAGAAGAUUGGCAGCGAAGCAGCAGACAAGUUCUUCAAGGAAGCAAGCUACGUCGUUGCACUGGGAAGCAACGACUACAUCAACAAUUUUCUGCUUCCUGUUUAUCCAGAUGCAUGGGCAUACUCCUCCACAGGAUUCACAAACUUGCUGAUCUCCACACUGAAGGACCAACUGACGUUGCUGCACAAGUUGGGAGCUCGAAAAUUGAUCUUCUUUGGGCUGGGUCCGAUGGGUUGCAUUCCCCUGGAGAGGGUCAUGAACACCAACUACACCUGCCAAGACAGUGUCAACAAGCUUGCUAUGAGCUUCAACGACAAUACCAAACAACUCAUGCAAGAUUUGUCUGCACAGCUUCCCAACGCCACCUUCCAAUUUGGAGAUGCCUACAACGAAUUCGCCGAUUUGAUUGCCAACCCUCUCAAACAUGGAUUCAGCAACGCGGACUCUCCGUGUUGCAGACUGGGGAGGAUACGGCCAUCAUUGACGUGCACCCCAGCAUCAAGUCUGUGCAAGGAAAGGAGCAAGUACGUGUUCUGGGACGAGUACCAUCCCACCGAGGCCGCCAACCAGGUCAUUGCGAAUGCCAUCAUCAAGAAGCUCAGCUUCAGGCCCCUCAACGCACCACCAUCGGCGGCUGCGGCCCCCUCCAACAAUACAGCAUCCUCUCCGGCCACUACUUCCGUUGCUCCGGCAGGGGCGCCCUCCUCUCCCACGGCUCUCUCCCCAGCUUCUUCGACUACCACCGUUCCCUUCAUUGCCACGCCACCCGCUCCUACUCCUUCUUCCUGAUAAAACUUAGUUUGCUUUUCCUCUGUUUUGAUCGAAGCUUGCACAUGAGGAAUUGACGUUGUUUAGGGAACACUACUAUGGUGCUCGGCAAGGAAGAGUUGGGGAAGACAAAGAGUACUGUGGAAGCACGAGCAUCUGGGAACAUCUCUGCUCACUGAGGUGUUACCUCUUAACGUGAAACACGAGUGUUCUAGUUGGCUUUUACUGUCCUAUUAAUGGUUGAGCCAGCAAUCAAAACAUAGCAAUAGACCUGAAGAUCAGGAAGAACUUUGAAAGGGCAUCUAAGGUUGAAAUUUCUUGUAGUUUCAUAUUUUGUACCGUCACGGGACUGCCUAGCUCCAGCUUCAAUCGCAAAAAGAAAUGGAAAAGAAAAAAGAGAGUUUGUUUGAAACCUUUAUAUUUUGCUAAUGUCAGUGUCAGUAAACCGGCCCGACGUUCACCUGUCCGGCGGUGUAAGACUGAUGAAAUUCAUGUUUGAUU